AUGGGGACACCUAGGGCAGUGAAAAGUCAAGCUAUAGCGGAUCUAUUGGCACAGUUUCCGGGAGAGGAAGAAUUCCCGCUGGAUGAUGAAGUUCCAGGGGAAGUAGCCGUGGCAGAAAACGUCAGAGAACAAUGGGUAAUGAAGUUUGAUGGGUCUUCUACUACCCAAUCUGGAGGGGUGGGAGUAGUCUUGUAUCAUGAAGAAGACAAGGCAGUGGCGCUAUCAUUCAAGCUGGAAUUCCCCUGUUCAAACAACACGGCGGAAUACGAAGCCUACCUAACCGGGCUAGCCACGGCUCUCGAAAUGGGAGUCAAACAUUUGAGAGUAUUGGGAGAUUUGAACCUAGUCGUCUGCCAGGCCAAGGGAAGCUUUUCCUUAAAAGAGCCCAACCUAGCCCCAUAUAGAGCGAUGGCCCAAAGGAUGGAAGAAAAAUUCUCAACCUUCGAAAUAGAGCAUGCUCCAAGAAACGAAAAUCAGUUUGCAGACGCAUUAGCCGCACUGGGGUCGCAAAUAAUUUUCAAAGGGGAUAGCGCCAAGAUAGAAGUCAGUAAAAGGGAAGAAUCCAUCAUUGAGGUGUUGAAGGAAAAGUUCUGGGAGGAACAGGGCGAAGGGGAUUGGCAAAUCCCCAUAAAGGAAGUCUUGAUAAAGGGAGAAGAUGCCGCAGAAUUAAAGAUACUAAAAGACUACGCCUUGGUAAGAGAGUUGUACCGUAGGAUGCCAGGUGGGAUCUUGUCCAAAUGCGUGGGGCUGGAGGAAGCCGAGAGAAAAUUGAAAGAAGUACACGAUAAGACUUGCGGGUCUUGCGGGGAAGUCAGCCUUUACUGCAGACUUCAAAGGGCAAGCUUCUAUUGGCCAAGUAUGGGUAAAGAUGCAAAUCAAGUCCAAACCCAGUGUGGGACCUGCCAGCUUACGGCAAACAAGGAGGAAAGUUACGCUGUAUUCGUCAGCGAGGACUGGAGAAGCCCUUUCAUACAGUACCCAACAGAAGGCAUCCUGCCACAAAAGUACAGUGAAAGAUACAAGUUUAAGAGGAUCAUCAGUGACAAUGGCACACCAUUUGUCAACAGUGAUGUAAGGAAGAUGCUAGAGUUCUACCAAGUCAAGCACCACCGGUCAUCGCCUUAUUACCCUCAAGGGAAUGGGCAAGCAGAGGCAACAAACAAAACUCUCAUAAAGAUUAUCAGUAAAAUGAGCCAAGAGUAUACGGGAGGAUGGGCGACGCACCUGCCAAACGCUCUUUGGGCUUAUAGAAAAUCACCAAAGUCAGCCACAGGCUUUUCACUUUUUUCCUUAGUCUACGGAACUGAGGUAGUAAGCCCGGCAGAAAUAAUGACACCGUCCUUGAGAGUCAUGCAGAUGCGAGAAAAAGAAAAGGAGAGAAAAGUCUUUGCGGCAGAAAGGUGCGAAGAUCUAGAAGGAAUUGAUGAAAAGAGAGAAAAGGCCCAGGAACGUAGCCGCAGAUACAGACAAAAGAUGACUGAAGCCUAUGGCAGGAUGACCAAGGAAAUAAUGUUCGCAGAAGGACAACUUGUGCUAAUGGUGGUAGACUAUGUCAAGCGAGGCCUGGCAGGACCAUCUAAGUUUGCACCAAAGUGGGAAGGACCCCUGUGA
Messenger RNA from Quercus lobata, 1611 nucleotides. RefSeq lists its product as uncharacterized. The coding region runs from base 1 to 1611 and encodes 536 amino acids. Gene Ontology annotation, biological process: DNA integration. The record is from RefSeq and is a predicted model, not a curated record. The transcript is spliced from 2 exons. NCBI's taxonomy places the organism in Eukaryota, Viridiplantae, Streptophyta, Magnoliopsida, Fagales, Fagaceae. Gene Ontology annotation, molecular function: RNA-DNA hybrid ribonuclease activity; nucleic acid binding.